AUGGCAAAUGCUUAUCUUAGAUUUCUCUUGGUAGCAUUUGCUAUCAUCCUGAACAAUAGUUGUGUCCAAGGAGGAAGGAAUUUAGCCAGAAAAGGGACAAUCAAAACCAUCCAGAGCAAGGAUGGUGAUAUUAUCGAUUGUGUUGAUAUCUACAAACAACCUGCUUUCGAUCAUCCACUAUUAAAGAAUCAUAAAAUACAGGUUUUUUCUUCCCCCCAACGUUUCAUUCCAAGUCAAUGGAACCAAGAAAAGCAAGAGAGUGUGGUUAGGCAAACUUGGCAUGAGAGUGGUGAGUGCCCAGAAGGAACAAUCCCCAUUAGAAGAUCAACAACAUCAACUCCAGUUAGAAGAUCAACAUCAUCAUUAGCGUCAACUCCAUUUCCAUAUUCCAUUCAACCCAAUUUCAGCUUCAGAGGUGAACCAUAUGAGGUUGAUCCCAAGAGGUAUGGUGAUAAGAAAACAAGGUUAUUCAUAUAUUGGACGACAACUAGUUAUCGACAAGGCUGCUUUGAUCUUGAGUGCCCUGGUUUUGUGCAAUUAUCUUCAAAAUAUGCUCUGGGAUCAGACAUAUAUCCUCUAUCCUCUUAUGAUGGACCCCAAUAUGAUACAACCGUUCAUAUUGAACAGGAUUUACAAACGGGGUCUUGGCACCUUUUUUUCCAAGGCUCUGCAUUGGGAUACUGGCCGGGGAGCCUUGUGCCGGCAAUGAAAAAUGGAGCUGCGGGCGUGCAAUGGGGAGGGCAGGUGACGAACUUGAGAUCAGGAGACCGUCACACUACGACUCAAAUGGGAAGUGGGCAUUUCGCGCGAGCAGGCUUCCAGAAAGCGAGCUUCGUGAGACUACUGCAAGUAAUUAUCGAUGGAGAGGCCAGAGAUCCGGAGAACAUCGACACACAGGUGUCGAAUGUCUUCUGCUAUGAUUUGCAUGUUGCAAUCAGAGAUUCCGACUACGGAUUUCAUUUCUUUUACGGAGGUCCUGGACUGCAGUCUCAUUGCAACAACAACUUCAGGAUUGAUAGCUUGCACAGUCAGCUUGAUCUAGAUGAUCGGAUAGUGAUUCCUCGUUCGAUUUAG
This is a messenger RNA of Malania oleifera, 1074 nucleotides long. Its product is annotated as protein neprosin-like. Bases 1 to 1074 code for a protein of 357 amino acids. The transcript is spliced from 7 exons. The record is from RefSeq and is a predicted model, not a curated record. Lineage: Eukaryota; Viridiplantae; Streptophyta; Magnoliopsida; Santalales; Ximeniaceae.